UUAAAUUGUAAUGGCGUUCGAGUUAGAUGAUCUUUUGAAGGACGAUAAAAAAGAUGCUAAUUUAAUACCGGAUCUGAGUAAAGCGACAUGUAAUUCUCAAGAGGAAUUCAAACAAUUAUUGGAACAUUGUCCAGAAUUUAAGAUCAAAUCAGAAAAGGUAAAAAAAGAAGAUACCAAGGUACGUGAUAAAGAAUUUUCUUGGAAAGCUACCAAAAAAGAAUUGAAAGCUAUUGAAAGAGAAUGGGCAUACGGAGAUCCCAUACCGCCCGACAUGAAAAAUUUAAAUCUUCACGAAUUACAACAAGUUGCUAUCGAUUGGAGAAUGCUUACGCCGAUUAGACCGAAACUUCGCCAAGAUGAAGAACUGUUUUCAAGAUUGGUAGAAAUGGGGAAGUUAGAAGCAAAAACUCGCAUGAAAGAACGACGUUCCUUUGUAAGUCCAAUAAGACGUAAUAAAAAUCGAGCUGGUAUUAUCGAGAGUAGUGUUAAAAUUUGCGGGGAAUGCGGGGAAGAAUAUUGUUUUGGUGAAACUUGCGGCGAUAUUUUGUAUGACUCGUACGUUCGAGUCGCUGUUUUGACUCAGCAAUCUAAGACGAAAAUCUCUGCCGAUACAGAAGCCAUUAUCGCUAACAUGAAUCGUCCUAAAAAGCAGAAAAGGAAAAAACUUAAAACAAAAAGUAAGACUCCCAGAAAAAGUGUACGUUUGUUGAUUCACCAUAAAACGAAAAAGCUUACAAAUAAAAGCAAUAAGAAUAGACGCGAGAGUGAUAUCGAAGAAUCCGUAAAACCCAUAAAACAAUUUAAAAGAAAAUGCACUAAAUAUCGGAAAAAAGGGCAAUCGAACAAAUGAUCACAUUAUACAGACGACAAAUAAUUUCCCAUAUAAAAGUUCUUCCAAGCUUUUC
Molecule: messenger RNA, 905 nt
Organism: Vespula pensylvanica (western yellowjacket)
Lineage: Eukaryota; Metazoa; Arthropoda; Insecta; Hymenoptera; Vespidae
Exons: 3
Coding region: 11-850 (279 amino acids)
Source: RefSeq, a predicted model, not a curated record